Ruditapes philippinarum (Manila clam) is the source of this 4505-nucleotide messenger RNA. Its product is annotated as neutral cholesterol ester hydrolase 1-like. Gene Ontology annotation, cellular component: membrane; cytosol. Bases 311 to 1555 code for a protein of 414 amino acids. The record is from RefSeq and is a predicted model, not a curated record. Gene Ontology annotation, biological process: triglyceride catabolic process. The transcript has 7 exons. Lineage: Eukaryota; Metazoa; Mollusca; Bivalvia; Venerida; Veneridae. Gene Ontology annotation, molecular function: triacylglycerol lipase activity; sterol ester esterase activity.
UGUACAUAAAAGAAAAAUAUACUUGAUCACAAUAAACAUCACAGACUGUCGUGAAAAUAAAAUGUUAUACCAAGUUUACUUUUUUUACUUUUUUUUGGAUUAUAAUCACAGUGCUGCAUUUAAAUGGAAACAUAUAGUUGUACACACACGGUUUUGUGCAAAAACUCACUACAACAACUGACAACUUGACACAAAUUUAUAUCAUUUGAAAGUUACAGAUAAGCGUGCUUGUUCAAACAUAUUCACAGUCACAAUGUAAACUUUGUACUUCAGUGUAUGGCCAAACUGGCUACUUUAUUGGAUCACUUAGAUGUUGGAGUACAUUAUGGCUGUCUUCAGUCUUAAAGUGUUGUUGGUUAUAGGAGUCCUCGUUGGCUUUGCCGCAUUUUAUGCUCGACCAGUGUACCCAAAAGAAGUCAGUAACCGCGGGUUGAAGACUAUCGUUAAUUUUACCUUCAAGUUCAUUGGUGCUAUGAGUGCUAUGAGUGGAUACCUUGGAUUUUCACCUCUGAAUACUACCAGAGCAAUGAUGAAUGCCAUGAAAGCAAUGGAUGUAAAAUCACCUAAAGUUGAGAGACACAUGACAACAAUGGACGGCGUGGAGGUGAUAAUUUUCAAGCCAGCUGGACAGACAGAAGGCCUUCGACCUGGAAUAAUUCAUAUUCAUGGCGGAGGAUGGGUUCUCAUGACAGCAGAACUUUAUGGCAAAUUUACAGAAGCCGUUGUUGAAGAGACUGGAAGUAUUAUUGCCUCAGUUAAUUACAGAUUAGCUCCGGAGUAUGUUUACCCUAUCCCACUUGAAGACUGUUUAACUGCAGCCAGAUACUUUUUAAGACAUGCCAAAGAGUAUGGAGUGGAUGAAAACCUUAUUGGCAUAAAAGGUGACAGUGCAGGUGGCAAUUUAGCAAUGGCGGUUGCUCUCAAAUUAUCCAAAGAAAAAGACUUACCUGGUUUGAAAUUCAUGUCCUUAGAUUACCCGGCAUUACAGGCGUUUGACUUUAAACUGCCAUGCUACAAGAAACACGAAAAUGGACCAGGUUUGUUAACGAAGCAGGCUAUGGUUUCGUAUUGGCUUCUGUAUGCAUUUGGAAAUCUCGACAAUUACGAUAUUUUCUACAACAACAAACAUCUAACUACUGAGUUGCAGAAUUCUGUAUACAGAUCUUACAUCGACAAAACGUUUAUUCCAACAAGUAUUGCGGGUAUUGAUCAUGAUAUAACAGAAGAAACUGCGGGUGGUAAAGACAAUGCAAAUGUACAAAUACCACAAGAAAUGAUCAAGAUUAUAACAGAUCCCCUCUAUGCACCGUUAAUGGCGUCCGAUGAAGACCUAAGUGUCCUUCCAACCGCUUAUAUUUUUAAUGUUGAAUUUGACGUGCUAAGAGAUGACGGAUUAAUCGUCGCUGAACGACUUAAACGUGCGGGUGUUAAAGUUACUACGCGCUUUAUGUCCUUUGAAGAACAUGGAUAUCUUAACUUUGUGUCUCAAGAUAAGAGUGUUAGGCAGGAAAUUAUACGAUUUGCUAAAUUCUUUAACGAGACUUUAAAUUUAUAAUUAGCCUUUUAGAAUUUUAUGUUAUAGAAGAUCGGGAAACGAAUAGUCCGCUUUAAUAGCUUACAUAUAGAGAGCGGGACGAUAAAUUAGAGGCAUCGAGGAGUUUCCUUAUUGUUUCUGUUAUCGUUAAUAAGAAAGCAGAUAAAUCCAAUAUGAUAGUUAUAAUGGACAAAUUGACUUUAUUUAAGAAGUGGAACGCCAAUUGAAUAACAAUAAAUAUAACUCGAAAUGAGACAGUAACCCAUUACAGGAAAUAAAACUUAAUAUUCAAAACUGUAUAAACUAGAUAUCUGAAAUAAACAGUAAUAUAAAUACUGUUAAUAUAAUUGACAUUUUUCCAGACAACAUAAGAACGCCCCAAUUUAAUAUAUAUCUUACCCAAAAUUCAUAAAGAUUAUAAUGAAAAUCUACUCGUAGAAUAUCCAGGCAGACCAAUUGUUUCUGCAUGCAACAUAUACAGAUAAUAUUUCAAAAACCUUGACUUUAUAUUUUAACCAUAUAUGAAAUCAUUACCGUCUUAUGCGAAAGAUACCUCUGAUUUUUUACGUUCAUUAAAAUUUUUACCAAAUCUUUCAAAAAGAUUCAGUACUUGUUACUUAGGAUGUAACUUAACUGUAUACAGUUAUACCACAUGAAGAUGGGAUAGCUGCUUGUAACUAUACUUCCUUGAUAAUGACAAAUGUGGUAGUCAAUUAUCAACGGAGGAAAUAAAUAUGCACUCUUCUUAAAUUGACACUGAAAAUAAUUUUCAGUUUAAUAAUGAAACUUAUUUACAAGUUUUAGGUACCGCUAUGGGUAGUUCUAUGGCCCCUACAUACGCCUCGCUAUUUAUGGGCAAAUUGGAAUCUGAUUUUUAAACAGUUAUGAUCUUAAACCUACGACUUUGCUCCGCUUUCUAGAUGAUAUAGUUAUGAUAUGGGAUCUUUCUGUAAGUGCUUUACACGAUUCCAUAAACAAAUUAAAUACACGCCACCCUACAAUUAAAUUUACAUACAACAUAUCGAAAAUAAAUGUGUCAUUUCUGGAUGUUAAAAUUCUUAAAAAUGAAAAUUGACAUUAUCAACGGAAACUCAUAUAGAAUCUACAGAUAUCCAUCAAUAGCUUGAGUAUAACUCAUGCCACCCUUAUGAAUGUAAAAAAGGUAUACCAUAGAGCCAAGGUAAACGUUACAGAUGAUGAUGAAUUUCAUGAAUCUCUUAUUCAUUUAGAAUCCUUUUUCAAUAACAGAAAUUAUCCUACUAGCAAGCUAAAAUUUGCUUUGUACAAAAGUGAAAACCAAAGAAGAAGCCCUGGAAAAAAACGGAAAUAACACAGAGCAGCACACAGUCAUACCGUUUGUUACCCCAUAUAAUCCGUCUCUUCCCCAUCUUGGUCUUAUAAUAAAUAAAUACUGGGAUCAUUUAAAGUUGUCAGAAAAUGACAUCGUGAAAAAUUUACUUAAUCAUAAAACAACCGUCCUAAAAAUCUUCAAUAUUCCCUCACCCAUUCAACUCUAAAUAAACGAAAUGUGAACGUAAAACUAAUAGAUGUUAUAGAAAGAGAUGUACUUGUACUCUCUGUAAAAUAUUGAAGACUAGUACAAAUACGGGAGAAACAUUCGGAAUGCAUUUCAAUUAGUGACGUGAUUUAUUUAAUUACUUGUAAAAAAUGUAAAAACAAUAUGUCGACCAGACUCAUCAACAGGUCUCAAAAAGAAUGAUCAGUGAUAAAUUUGAUAUAAGAAAUAAUUGUCAUUCCAAUUUUUCUUCUGAUGUUGCAAUUCAUGACAACCCCGUAGAUCAUUCACUUGAUGACUUUUCCUUCAUGCCGAUUGAUAAAGUUCACGGUAAUAUGUGAAAACGUUUGAAAGAGGCAUAUUGGAUCCAUAAAUGAGAAACAAUUUGUCCGAAGGAUUUAUUAUAAAUCGUAAAAUCUUAUUUCAAAUAUUUAUACUUGCAUCUUUUUACAAACUUAUCAAUUAAUAUCUUUUUCAGUACAGAUCGGCUUAAAAGACUGUUCUAUUUUAGUAGUCAUUUACUGUAUCUAGAAAUGUUUAUUAAUUUAUUUUAAUCUUUACAAAUACAUUAUUUAUGUCAAUGAUAUAAUUAUUUAAUUAUCCCCUUUAUUCACGAAUGUGGUGGUGUUGGUAGUUUUCACUCACGGCAGUAAGCCACAUUGAAUUCACCAGCCACCGCAUCGUUCCUGUGCAGGCUGUCAAGCAGUUUACAAGUACUAGAUGCCUUCACUUUCGCAAGGAACUUAUUUUUUUAUAUUUACAAUUAUAUAAUAUAUUAUGCAUAAUGUAGUCUUAUGGUUAUUGAUUUUUUUCAAUAACAGAUUUAUUUUGAUCAUAAUGCCAUAACUUGAAUAGAUAAUAAAUAGAUGAUUUUCAUUUUAUUUUAAAAGCUUUACAAGAUAUACUGAAUGAUAGCGAUAUUUCUAAAUUAUUAUCUCUCUUUUUACAAUUAAUUUUUUUUUUCGAAAUUAUAAACUUUCAUAUAAGUAACAAUUAUUUUCAGACUUGUUGAAUUUAUUUACUAGCUUAGUUUCUCUAUGAAAAUGUAUGUAUAUCUUUUGAUCCAGUUAUUUUAAUGCAAUUAUUUUCGAAAAUUAUAUAUGCUAUUUAAAAUAAUUACGUCUCGAGCUAUAUACAUAUGGACAUGUUUUGUUUGUGUAAAACAGUAAUAGACGUUUUAUUUUAUUCUAACAUUAUAACGUUUUUUAACUCGCCAAUUGUGGCGUCUAUUAAUGUAGACAUCCUUUUGGCACGGUUCCUUUGAUGUGUAUCAACUGACGAGGCCAAUAAAGCAAAACAUGUAUUGAUAUUUAAAAUUUUGUUGGUUUUAUAUCUAUUUGUCCUAUAUGUUAUCGACUUUAAAUACUAGUGCAACAGUCAUUAAAAUUUUACAGUUGAUUAAUGCCAACCAAAUAUUGUUUGAAUUUUUGUUUGCUUGUUUUACAUGUAUUUUUU